AUGUCAUACCAUCCACAAUCGAGGGGACAAGUUGAAGUGUCUAAUCGAGAAAUAAAGAGCAUUGUUGCCAAAACUGUGAAUGUUCAUUGUACUUAUUAUUCUAGCAAGCUUGAUGAUGAUCUUUGGACCUACCGUAAAACAUUUAAAUCUCCCAUUGGAUUGUCCCCUUAUAAGUUAGUGUUUGGUAAAGCUUGUCAUCUUCCGGUGGAAUUGAAACGCAAACCUUUGUGGGCAUUGAAGAAGAUAAAUCUUAAUUGGGACAUUGCUUCUACAGGUCGUGUACACCAAAUCCUUGAGUUAGAUGAAUUCUGUUUGAAAGCCUACAAAAGCUUAGUUUUAUACAAGGAAAACGUUAAGCUGUGGCAUGAUGCUAAGAUACUAAUUCGUGAGUUUCAAGUGGGGGAAUCAGUCCUAUUUUUCAAUUCAAGGUUGAAGUUAUUCCCAGGUAAGGUCAAGUCAUGGUUGACUUGUCUGCAUACUGUCACCCACGUGUAUGGCAAUGGGACUAUUGAAAUUGAAGAUGCAAAGGGGUAA
Solanum tuberosum (potato) is the source of this 534-nucleotide messenger RNA. RefSeq lists its product as uncharacterized. The coding region runs from base 1 to 534 and encodes 177 amino acids. Lineage: Eukaryota; Viridiplantae; Streptophyta; Magnoliopsida; Solanales; Solanaceae. Gene Ontology annotation, molecular function: nucleic acid binding. The transcript has a single exon. The record is from RefSeq and is a predicted model, not a curated record.